AGCCAGAAGCAGCAUGUCGGCCGCAGACACACUGAGCGCCGCCGCCGCCCCCGGUCCGGAGGCGGUCGCAGAGUCGGCCCUGUCCGCCUCCACCGUCUUCUACUGGCUGCUGCUACCCGCCGUCGUCCUCUACUUCAUCUACUACCGGCUGCAGCGCCGGCGCAUGUACGAGCUCGCCGACAAGAUACCGGGACCUCCGGGACUUCCAGUCCUCGGCAACGCGCUUUCGUUCAUCGGAAAGAAUGAGGAGAUCUUCGAGCGAGUGUACACGAUGAGCUUCGAGUUCGGCAGCGUGGUGAAGACGUGGAUCGGGCCCAAGCUGCUCGUCUUCCUGACGGACCCACGCGAUGUGGAGCUGAUCCUGAGCAGCAACGUGUAUAUUGACAAGUCUACAGAGUACCGUUUCUUCAAGCCUUGGCUGGGAGAAGGCCUUUUAAUCAGCUCAGGUCAGAAGUGGAGGUCACACCGCAAGCUGAUAGCACCCACUUUCCACUUGAAUGUGUUGAAGUCAUUCAUCGAUUUGUUCAACGCUAACAGCCGCGAUGUUGUCAACAAACUGCGCAAGGAAGGCACCAAGACUUUCGAUGUCCACGACUACAUGAGCGAGUGUACCGUCGAAAUCUUGCUCGAAACCGCUAUGGGAGUGACCAAAUCGACACAAGAUAAGAGCGGAUACGAGUACGCUAUGGCUGUAAUGAAAAUGUGCGACAUCCUCCACCUGCGCCAUACCAAACUGUGGCUCCGUCCCGACUGGCUGUUCAACCUGACGAGAUACGGCACGGAGCAGGUCAAGCUCCUGGAUGUCAUCCACGGACUUACAAAGAAGGUGCUGAAGAAGAAGAAGGAGGAGUUCCAGAAGGGCGGCGGCGCCAAGCGGUACAUCGCGUCCGAGCAGACGGACACGGCGGCGGCGGCGGCGCUCUCCGCCAACAAGGGGCUGCGCGACGACCUCGACGAGCAGGACGAGAACGACGUCGGUCAAAAGAAGAGGUUGGCCUUCUUGGACCUGAUGAUCGAAAGCGCCCAGAAUGGAGUGGUGCUGACUGAUGAAGAAAUUAAAGAGGAAGUGGACACCAUCAUGUUUGAGGGACACGACACAACAGCUGCUGGCAGCAGUUUCUUCCUGUCGAUGAUGGGCAUUCAUCAAGACAUUCAGGACAAAGUGAUCCAAGAGCUGGAUGAGAUCUUCGGGGACUCAGACAGGCCGGCCACAUUCCAGGACACUCUGGAAAUGAAGUACCUCGAGCGCUGCAUCCUGGAGACGCUUCGCAUGUUCCCACCAGUGCCUAUCAUAGCUAGACAGCUCCACGAAGAACUCAAACUCGCCUCCAUGGACGUAACGCUGCCCGCCGGCUGCACCGUAGUCGUGGGCACUUACAAGAUCCACCACCGGGAAGACAUUUAUCCCAACCCGGAAGUUUUCAAUCCUGACAACUUCAUCCCAGAGAAGACCGCUGACAGGCAUUACUACGCCUUCAUCCCGUUCAGCGCUGGCCCAAGGAGUUGCGUUGGUCGCAAGUACGCCAUGCUGAAGCUGAAGAUCAUCCUGUCGACGAUCCUGCGCAACUACCGCGUGUACUCAGACCUGACAGAGAAGGACUUCAAGCUGACGGCCGACAUCAUCCUGAAGCGCGCCGAGGGCUUCAAAGUCCGCAUGGAGCCCCGCGUCAGACGCUCCGCCGCCGUCAAGGCGCACUGACGUCACACUGCACUCUCGCUCCCUGCCGGGUCGUCAGACGUCACCUCUCUCCGUGCAUAAGAUGCAUCCUAUACAAAGAGCGUAUUUAUUUAGCGUAACUAGCUUCAAUGUUUCUCAUUAUGUAGGUCCUCAGACACUUUCUGCUACAGUACUAUUUUAGUCUAGUAACAAAGUAAUCGACAAUGUUAACGCACCAAAGACUUUAGCGUGUCUCUGUAGGUACUACUUCGGAGCUUCUCUGCGCUGGUUUAGGGUAUGGAAUAUCCGAGGACCAUUCUGUAUACUGAAAUUUGUUGUUUAAUAAACGUUUUCCAAUAAA
Messenger RNA from Schistocerca americana (American grasshopper), 2018 nucleotides. It is a transcript of the gene Cyp4g15, whose product is annotated as cytochrome P450 4g15. The transcript is spliced from 12 exons. Gene Ontology annotation, molecular function: monooxygenase activity; iron ion binding; oxidoreductase activity, acting on paired donors, with incorporation or reduction of molecular oxygen. NCBI's taxonomy places the organism in Eukaryota, Metazoa, Arthropoda, Insecta, Orthoptera, Acrididae. The record is from RefSeq and is a predicted model, not a curated record. The coding region runs from base 14 to 1699 and encodes 561 amino acids.